CUUAAAAAAUCAUACAAACUUCCCAAAAAUGGCAGCAGCAACUCUCCUUCCCUCGACACCAUUUCACUACACAAACCCACCAUUACCACACCCCCGCCCAAACUCCCUCUUCUUCUCCUCCUUCUCAAACCCCUCCGCCCGCCACCAAUUCCCUCCUCCUACUUCCGCCGAUCACGUCUCCCCCUUUCCGUUUCAUCCCGGCCGUCCAUCCGUCUCUCUUUAUUCUCGUCCCGGCCGUUGCCUUGCCGCCCAAUCAGGACCGCCUCUUCCUCCCCCGGAUUCUGACUCGACCAGCCUCGCAGGUCUUGCAGCAUCUUUCUCCAAAUUUCAGGACAAAGUACAGAUCUUCUUUGCUGUUCUUUUUUGGAUGUCUCUUUUCUUCUGGGCUUCUGUGUGGGAUGAAAGGAGUCGACCAGACAAGGGCUCACGAUUUAGAAAAUGACCCAGUAAGCAUUUGUUUGUAUAUAAUGAUAGACUGAAUGGGUAGUGGUAGCAUAUACAUUGAAAGAGGAUCAAUUUCUUGGGAUAAAAUAGUACAUGUGGGAGGUAAUUACAUACACAAAAUUUAGUUUCAGAUGCUGUAACUAUCAAAGGAUGAAUAAGCAGCUGUUUUUAACUAACCUCCCUGUGAGUUUUAACUAAGA
Messenger RNA from Malus domestica (apple), 644 nucleotides. NCBI's taxonomy places the organism in Eukaryota, Viridiplantae, Streptophyta, Magnoliopsida, Rosales, Rosaceae. The record is from RefSeq and is a predicted model, not a curated record.